UUGCCGUUGCGGAAUGCGGUGGGCAGCUGUGGCACGCCAUUGACCACGUAGUCACCGUUAGCAUGGCCGGCCGUUUGCUCUGCCACACUCCCCUCAUGACGAGGUGCAUUCGAAUUUGUAGAAGCCAUUUCAGUAUGACAGUUGUUGAAGUCGCAAGAAGACUGACGAUGCACACACUCUCUGUUGGGAAGGCCCCGGUCUCGGCCGACUUUUGAAGGAAAGAAAGUUUUGGUGGGUCCUGCAGGGCGUCUCUUGGCGGCCGGGGUUGGGAUCCACACCGCCCGUUGCCCGUCCCCCGGGCGUGUGCCCGUUCAGAUCCCCACUUUAGCUGGCGUCAUGGAAAUUCAUUCAUUCAUGGGCGGGCCCGCAUUGGAAACCAACCUCGAACGAUUCCCCCAACGCCACCAAUCAUCACGACCCCCUUUUCCCAAGACCGCGUUCGAUCUUCCCUGGAUCAGCGAGGCGGAUCUCUACAAUGUCGAACGGACCCCUCUCCAACCGACCCCUUCCCUCAUCAUUUGACAGCAACGAUGACUUUUACAAUGAGAAUGGCUUCCAAAAGGUCCUUCGCCGCCUGAAGGAGGAACCGCUCGUCCCGAUCGGAUGUCUCCUCACCGUUGCCGCCUUCACCAACGCCUACCGUGCCAUGCGCCGCGGCGACCAUGCAAAGGUGCAGAAGAUGUUCCGUGCCCGUGUGGCCGCCCAGGCAUUUACCGUUGUUGCUAUGGUCGCCGGCGGCAUGUACUACCAGGCCGACCGCCACAAGCAGAAGGAGCUUUGGAAACUGCGGCAGCAAAAGGAUGCCGAGGAGAAGCAUCAGAAGUGGAUCAGGGAGCUGGAAGCCCGCGAUGCCGAGGAGAAGGCUCUCCAAGAACGGCUUGACAAGAGGCGGAAGAGGGCAGCUGAGCGUGCUGGUGGCACAGGCACCGAAAGUGUUGCUGCUCAGGCAAGGGCAGCCUUGAGAGAGUCCAAAGCUGGAAAAACCGAAACAGGCGAGGCCACCUCAACCGAGGCGAACCAGGCGGAUGGAGGGGUGCUUGGCUCACUCGGUGGAUGGUUUGGCGGAUCCAAAAAGGCACCAGAAGACACAACACCGGCAUUAGAGUCCAAGCCAGAAGACCCGAAGAACUAA
This is a messenger RNA of Podospora bellae-mahoneyi, 1132 nucleotides long. RefSeq names its product Respiratory supercomplex factor 1, mitochondrial (gene RCF1). Bases 476 to 1132 code for a protein of 218 amino acids. The transcript is spliced from 2 exons. Gene Ontology annotation, biological process: mitochondrial respirasome assembly. Gene Ontology annotation, cellular component: mitochondrion. NCBI's taxonomy places the organism in Eukaryota, Fungi, Ascomycota, Sordariomycetes, Sordariales, Podosporaceae. The record is from RefSeq and is a predicted model, not a curated record.